AUGAGGCCGUAUCCGCGAAAGAAUCUUGAUAUGAGAAAAAAAGUAUUCAAUUAUAGAUUGAGUUAUGCUAGACGAUCAAUAGAAUGCGCAUUUGGAAUACUUGCUGCUAGAUGGAGAAUAUACGGUAAACCUAUAAUUGCAUCUUUGCCCACAGUUCGAAAAAUUAUUCAGGCAACAGUUGUUUUGCACAAUUUUGUAAUGUCUACCGAAAGAAAUUUGCAUGUAACACAGAAACAAUAUUCAAAUUUUAGUACACAAGAUCGUGCAGUAAUUUCUAACGGCAUGAGAAAUAUAUCGAUAAAUCGCUCUUCAAAUCCUGUUGAAGCUAAAAAAAUUAGAGAAGACUUUGCAGACUUUUUCAAUGAAAUUGGCGCGUUACCGUGGCAAUGGGAUAAG
Messenger RNA from Vollenhovia emeryi, 396 nucleotides. RefSeq lists its product as uncharacterized. The annotation marks the transcript as partial. The transcript has a single exon. Lineage: Eukaryota; Metazoa; Arthropoda; Insecta; Hymenoptera; Formicidae. The record is from RefSeq and is a predicted model, not a curated record.